UCAGUUCCAUCUCCGCUGCGCUUUGCGCCACGGCGCCACCAUGAACCUUAAGAGUAAUCCGCCGGCGGCCUCCACCGGUACCCACCCCGUUGCGCCACCACUGAUAACGGACGGUGACGUUAUUUCCCUGGCCAAGCAUCACCAGCAAAACCCUGUCUCUUCUCAAGCCCCGGCAUUUCUUCUUGCCGAAUCUUCGCACGAAUUGCUUAUCUCAUUUCUCCAUCGACGCGCCGCCCAGUUUCCUGAUGCUUCUUCGGCUGUUUUCGAGUAUGUGUCUUCUCUUCUUUCCCUAAUCAACGGCCACGCUGCCUCUGGACACUCCUGUCUUAUUUCGGCUCUCCUUCAGUCCCAUCUCCGCCUCUUCACUUCCGGAGGAAUACCACAUGAUCAUAAUUCUCUAUCAACGCUCCAGCAAUUUGUGGGGCUUCUUGACAAUGUUGAAAUUACUGAAGUUCGUAAGGUAAUUGAUUUGAUUACUUCAUAUCUCCCUCAGAUAAACGAAGUGGAGGAUGCUCAUAUUUUGAUUCUCCUUCCGAAGUGUCUUGAUUUGGUUAGGAUCUCGAAUGAAAUUGAUAAAAGCGCUGAAUACGUGAACUCGGUUGUUGAUGCUUUGAUUAAUUGUGAGUGGAGUAAGGCUUUGUUGAUCAAAUUGGUGGAAAUUGUCCGGGAUAUUUCUUUGUGCAUUGAUAAAGUUAGGAAGAGGAGUUUUUUGAAUAAGUUUUUUCUGCAAAUGAGGGAUGAUGUGGAAGUACAGGAUUUGCCUGGUCUGGUCUAUCAGUUUUUGGUGUUGGCGACCAAAGGGUUUAGCAAGAAGGAGGUUAUUGAAGGGAUUUUGAUGUAUUUUGGGGGUACCAAUAAGGGUGGUUCAAUUAUGAAGCAAGUAGAGGGUACAGUUUUGCUUCAUGUGAAUUUUGGGGUCAAGCAGGAUCCCUCUUUGGGGCAGGAGGUUUUGAGUUUGGUGAAGUUAGAUUCAAGGGCUUUUAAUCAUUUUACUGUUGCAGUUUUGUUAUCCAUUGCAAGAAUUAGGAGGUUCAACGAGAGUGCAAUUGGUGUUUUGAAGACUGCAUUGCUUAAUUCUUAUAAGGAUUACAAGAGUGCAAAAACCUGCAGAUGGAUAUUUGAUGAAGUGAAGGUAGAAUAUCUGGAAAAUGCUAAAGUGAUAGAAAAGGCUAUUCUUAAGGCUGUGAAUGCUAAUCAUUAUGGAAGAGAGCACAUUAUUCCCAGUAUAGUGCAGUUAGGAUUUAGCCUGCUUGAAGGAGUAGAAGAGGGAAACCAGAAAGAGAUUUCGAGGUCUGAUGGCCUAUUGUGCACAGAAGAGCUAGGCACUCAGGUGCUGAAAUGUUUAUUUGAAGUACAUGAUAUGUCAAGAAACGAGAUAAUUGAGCAAUGCAAAUUCCGUAUCCUCUCUUUGAAGCCUGAAAAGUGCUUUGCUAUAACAAGAUUGCUUAGAUAUCUGAUCCAGGUUCAUCCUCAUCCGUUGUUGGACCUUGCACAUCAUUUGAAAGAAAUGCUGGAUUAUUUUGCUUUUAUGAAUGCUAAGGUUUCAUAUCAUCUUGUCAUGGUUCUACUCCCUCUCACCAAGUUUAGUCGUGAUCUUCAGGAUUACAUCAUAUUGGUUCUUCGAAAGUCUAUGUUUAAACAACAGAGUUCAGUUCGUCUUGCUGCUGUUAAUGUCAUUUUUGACCUGAUUUUGUCUGAAAAACAAUCAAAAAAAGAUGGACUUUUCUCUUUUCAAGAAUCAAGCAGCCAGGCCAGUUGUAGCCAGCAAGCUGAAGUGCCUCUCCCGAAUAGGGCAGACCUUUUCCAAGAGCUUUGUGGUUUACUGCAAAGAUGCCUUUAUCAGCAGGAAAAUAUCCGGGAAAAUCUGUAUCGUGGUUUAAUGAGACUUGUCCUGGUGGAUCCGCCAGCAGCCAACACAGUUUUCGAUUUUCUCCUAUCCCACUUUCAGCGAUUUUAUAAAGAGGAUUUAACCAAUCCAUUGGUUCUUGAUCAAUGCGUGAGACUAGAAAAUGGAAAGAUUUGUAUUGAAGAACCACUUGAUUGCCUCCUCUUUUGCAUCUCCUGGGUUCUUCUUGUUCAGCCACAAAAUAAAUCUGAUCAUCUUUCAGAUUCAUGGGCUUGUUUGGGAUUCUCCGCCAGUCAGGAAAAUGAGGCUGGGAGAACUCUUUCCAGAGAGUUCUUCUCAAAUGCUUUAGUGCAGAUCCGGGAGCACCUGAGGACUGUGAAUUUGGAAGGCCUUCUGGGUAAAAAUCAAGAUUCGGUUUCUAUAUCAAUGGAUGAAGAAAAAAAGAGGUGCUUUGCUACCCUGCUGUUGGGAAUAAUUGAAGUUGUUAUGAAUAUAACUGUUUCUGAAAUGGAGAAAGCUGGUGCCAUGUCAAAAUUGGAAUUGGAAAGGGAGCUUUCUAAUUUUAUUGAGAUUCAUGAGUUGGUGGAGAAAUAUGUCAAACAAGGCCAUGGAGCUAAAAAAGCAUAUGUGAGACCUAGUGUUAGUGAUGCUACUGAAAAACUCGUUUUAGGCGGUAACAAAUUGACUCAAGAACGAACUCCUCUUUUGGCAGCUUCAAGCAUCCAUAGGCUCUUGAAACACGCAUUAGAGUUAUGGAAACUUGAUCACACUAAAUGCAGUGCACCUUCCCAGAAAAACAGCCAACAUUCCUCAGGCAAGACACAAGCUCAGAACAUGAGAUUUCUCUCUUCUGUGCUAAAUAUGUGCUUUCGACAGCUACAAUUCUUCUUUGUUACUGAAAAUGAAGAUACAUUAAAGACAUUGAUUUAUGGGGACAUCAAGCUUCUUGGGCUUCCGCUGCUUAGAAUUGUUUAUUCUCUCAAGUCAUUGCUAAAGUCUGAGAUGGAUCUUAGCAAGAAAGAAGCAAAAGGAAAGAAAGAUGCUGAAGAUAGAAGGGAAAAUAUUCAUUUGGCCUUGCUUUGCCUGAAAAAGUUUAUUGAAAUAAGUUUGUCUGCCACAAAGUACAAGAGCUUGAUUGAUGAUUUGGCCUCAGCCCAAGGAAUAGAGGAUGAAUCAACUGUUGCUGCGAAUGCUGAUUGUGAUGAUGACGGCAAAUUAGCUGAAGGUAUCGAUGACCAGACCACAAGAUGCAAAGAAGUAUUAAUAAAAAGGAUCUUAAGGCCUCUCCUCAACGAGUUUCUUGAACUUUCUUUCUUCCGUGAAGCUGAGAUUCUUGGUGACAUAGUGCUGAUGAUUGGCAACAAGUUGCCUGAGGAAAGAAGGAAUCUUAUAGGCUCCUGGAUCGUACGAUUAUGCAAAAGAAUUCAUAUAUCAAAUUCAAAGGUUGCAAAAAUUUUGGUCUUUAUUGCUGCUACUUUAAGCACGCCUCCAGAAGAUUUGUUCAUCACCAAAAGUAUUGCUGCAGAACUUCUAAAAGUUGUAGGGUCUGAGAAUGCUAGCCCUGUAGAUACAUCUGAAAUCUUCCCCAUUAUAAACAAAUCAACAGAUGCUGCGAUAGCUUCUACAUUAUUGCAGUCACUCGAACCCAGCAUAGUUGAUAUGGACUGGAUCGUGGCAAGGCUAAAGACAUACUAUAUGGCGUCUCAAAAGGGUGUUUCUUUUGAUCAGAUCGACAAAGCAUCCCCUGAAUUACAAUUGGAAGAGAUAUUGUUUUCGAGAGCUGAAGCUGUUGUUAAGGUGCUAUCAGAUUUUAUUUCCAUGAAUUUAAAGGAUCCUCAAGCAGAAGUUCUGCUGAGGUUGGCCGCGAAAUUCUACAAGAAUCUAGCGCGAAUAUCAAAGCUGCAAAUUGCUCCUAAAGGAUGUCAGCAAAUUUUACCCAGCCUCAAGUACCAGAGGCUUGUGGAAAUUACUUGCAGGCAAUUAACAACGCCUAUUUACAACUUUGUUGCUCAGAUGCAGAAGAACCAGCAGGAAAGCAACAAGACUAGAGGAAUUGCCAGCAAAAUCAAGAGGGAAAACAGAUGCAUCCCUGACUUGAUAUUCCAGAUAGAAGACCACGAAAAGUAUCUUAUCCAAUUGAGCAAGAUCACCAGAGUCAAUCUGUUGAGACAUGCAAAACGCAGCACCUCCAGGGACUUCAAAAUACUAGAGUCAGUGAAUGAACAAAACCCGAGCCAUGAUGCAGAUCACAACAGCGCAAAUGCUACUGAGACUAACUCACCUGAAGGAUCUGCUAAUGAAAGAGAAGAAAGUAAUGAUGACCAUUUGUCCAUAGCUGAAGAGGAUACAGAGGAUGAGGAGGAAACUGCAGUUCCUCAAGCCAAGAGAGCAAGAACCAGUAGAGUUGUGCAGGACUCUGAUGAAGAAGAAGCAGCAGCUGCAGAAGCAUAGCAACAAAAGCCAUGUGAUCAGGCGGCACCGCACACAUCUCUGCGUCUCUCUCGACCUCGAGCGGGAGAUUUGAAUUUAGGAAGAAAAUAAUCGAUUUUUAUCCUUAAUUGAGAACGGGCUGGAAGAUUUUUGGCGAGAUAAUGAGUGAAGAAUCGAGAGUGAGUGGUGGCGGAGCCCUGAUUGUGCCGGUGGCAUCCUCCGACCAUCGGAAACCCUCCUCGAGAUCAAAU
Messenger RNA from Andrographis paniculata, 4527 nucleotides. RefSeq lists its product as uncharacterized. The record is from RefSeq and is a predicted model, not a curated record. The transcript is spliced from 14 exons. Gene Ontology annotation, biological process: DNA repair. Gene Ontology annotation, molecular function: DNA polymerase binding. Bases 41 to 4297 code for a protein of 1418 amino acids. NCBI's taxonomy places the organism in Eukaryota, Viridiplantae, Streptophyta, Magnoliopsida, Lamiales, Acanthaceae.